Elaeis guineensis (African oil palm) is the source of this 1918-nucleotide messenger RNA. Its product is annotated as protein root UVB sensitive 5. The record is from RefSeq and is a predicted model, not a curated record. NCBI's taxonomy places the organism in Eukaryota, Viridiplantae, Streptophyta, Magnoliopsida, Arecales, Arecaceae.
GUUUUAGCACGCACGCGGAAGGAACAUAAUUUUUAAUCCCAGGCACACAGCCACAGCCACAGCCACCGCCCACCUUUCCGUUCAUCGCGAUUGGAGGAGACUCCAACUCUGUCCCUCCUAUCCCAGAGUCAGGAGCAGGCGCAAGGGGGCAUGCGAACAUGCCGCUUCUGCGUUGCUGUUUCCCGUAUAAAUACAGUAGCCUCUGCUGCUCAACAUCUCCACCUCCAUCUCCGUCUCCAUAUCCAUCCAGUGUCUCGUUCGGUCCUCUCCCUCCACAACAUCGCCGCUGCCCCCCUCCUCACCGGCCUCUACUUCCACUCUGCUCUCUCGAAUCAGAAAUCCCCGAGGACGAUGAUAAUGACAUUGAUCGAAGCAACCGAGGCCGUGGAAUCCCACCGCGACCCGGAGAGCCGCGCCUAGUACUUGUGGAGAGACGCCGAGACGGCACGGCUAAGAGGUACGUGUUAGAUGAUAAGUCAGAACUACAAACUUACUGGAAGGGACGCCAAUCGUCGAUGAAUGUGAUGAUAGAAGAAGAAUGCUUCUCCGACUUGUCUUGGAUUCCGGACAUCUUCAAGAAUUUUAUAUUACCUGCGGGGUUUCCAGGAUCAGUCUCAGAGGAUUAUCUGGAUUACAUGUUAUUGCAGUUCCCUACAAAUGUAACAGGAUGGGUCUGUCACACGUUGGUAACUUCUAGUCUUUUGAAGGCUGUUGGUAUAGGCACUUCUGCAGGAACUAGUGCUGCUGCUGCUGCUGCUGCUAUAAGAUGGGUGUCAAAGGAUGGCCUGGGAGCUAUUGGACGUCUAGUUGUUGGUGGGCGUUUUGGGAAUCUUUUUGAUGAUGACCCAAAGCAAUGGCGGAUGUAUGCAGAUAUAAUUGGAAGCACUGGAAGCAUCUUUGAGCUCAGCACACAACUGUAUCCAGCAUAUUUCCUCCCACUUGCAUCCCUGGGGAAUCUUGCAAAGGCUAUAGCAAGAGGGCUCAAAGACCCUUCAUUUCGUGUUAUCCAAAAUCAUUUUGCCAUGUCUGCAAACCUUGGAGAGGUUGCUGCAAAGGUAGUCAAUGAGGAAGUUUGGGAGGUAGCAGCUCAGCUCCUAGGACUUUUUCUUGGUGUAUUGGUCAUGGAUACACCUGGAGUACAGACAUCAUAUUCCAUGAUGGCUUUCAUAUGGCUGAGUGUGCGUCUUCUGCACCUUCGGUUACGUUACCAGUCACUAUCAGUUCUCAAGUUUCACACAAUAAAUCUCAAGCGUGCUCGGAUUCUUGUGAAAUCACAUGUUGUGCUCCAUACAGUUCCUGGGUAUGCUGAUUGCAACAAGGAAGAGAACAUUUUAUCUUGGGAAAGAUUUGUGCUGCCCCGAGUCAUUUUUGGGGUAUCAUUGGAUAGAAUGAUUGGAAGGGAGGGCUCCAGCCACAUGGUGAAGGCACUCUUAAGGUUGUACAUGAAGGAAAAGUACAUUCUCUUUGUGAACCAAUGUGGAUCAAGAGGGCUUGAGUUUUUAAUUACAUUCAAGGUCGGAGCUACAGGUCUCUCAGUUUUGAAAAGCCUGUGGCAAGUCUAUUGGCUUCAUGAGCAACAAGGAAGAUUGCCAGAUCAUGUGUUCUCUUGGCUUGAGGAGAGCCUUUUGAACUUGGAAGAUGGAUUUGCUGAUUUUCUUAAACAACUGGAAGAAGCUGGAUGGGAUAAGCACCGGAUCGGUCUUAAUGUGCCUAACGGACUUCUUUUUGAGGAAAUUGGAUCUAUUGAACUUUCCUAUGACAAGUAAAUUCUCAUGUCUGCCCUGCUUAUGAAUUCAAUUGCCACAUGUUUAUCACUUGCGACAGUAUGUUUGCUGGAUGAUCAUAUGUUCGCUGGAUGAUCAUCGUGUUGGCCCAUAUGAUGCAAUCUUCAACAUGUUUCUUGCUUGUUUUCCUGCCA